Messenger RNA from Myotis lucifugus (little brown bat), 1304 nucleotides. RefSeq names its product ZFP36 ring finger protein like 1 (gene ZFP36L1). The annotation marks the transcript as partial. The transcript is spliced from 2 exons. NCBI's taxonomy places the organism in Eukaryota, Metazoa, Chordata, Mammalia, Chiroptera, Vespertilionidae. The record is from RefSeq and is a predicted model, not a curated record. Gene Ontology annotation, molecular function: metal ion binding; mRNA binding.
CUCCGAAGCCUGACCCGCCACCCCAAGUACAAGACGGAGCUGUGCCGCACCUUCCACACCAUCGGCUUCUGCCCCUACGGGCCCCGCUGCCACUUCAUCCACAACGCCGAGGAGCGCCGCGCCCUGGCCGGGGCCCGGGACCUCUCCGCCGACCGUCCCCGCCUCCAGCAUAGCUUUAGCUUUGCUGGGUUUCCCAGUGCCGCUGCCACCGCCGCUGCCACGGGGCUGCUGGACAGCCCCACGUCCAUCACCCCACCCCCCAUCCUGAGCGCCGAUGACCUCCUGGCCUCACCCACCCUGCCUGACGGCACCAAUAACCCCUUUGCCUUCUCCAGCCAGGAGCUGGCGAGCCUCUUUGCCCCUAGCAUGGGGCUGCCCGGGGGUGGCUCCCCGACCACCUUCCUUUUCCGGCCCAUGUCCGAGUCCCCUCACAUGUUUGACUCUCCCCCCAGCCCUCAGGAUUCUCUCUCGGACCAGGAGGGCUACCUGAGCAGCUCCAGCAGCAGCCACAGUGGCUCAGACUCCCCCACUUUGGACAACUCAAGACGCCUGCCCAUUUUCAGCAGACUUUCCAUCUCAGAUGACUAAGCCAGGGUCUACAGGAAGGAAGACUGAAAAAGUGGAUGAAGAUUGUGACAUAAGUGGGACUUUGUGAUUUAAUUUUUUUCUUUUUUUUUUUUUUUUAAGUGGGGAGGAAGGGGAAGCUAGAUGGACUAUGAGAGACUUGAUUUUGGUGCUAAAGUUCCCCAGUUCAUAUGUGACAUCUUAAAAAAAAAAAUGACAAAAAAGUGAGAGAAAAGCUAAAAAAACAUGUAAGGGGUGAGAGUUAAUGGUAUUCAUUCCACGUACAAUAUCUGUGUAAAACGAUUUCCCGUAGACGUAGCUUUAAUGGUUUUGCUCUAGAAUACCGUAGGUCUAUCCUUAGAGCACUCACGCCAUGCUUUUUUCCCUGGGUUUUUUAAACUUCAUAUAACUUUCAGAAAUUGGAGAGCAAAAUUUUUGCUUGUCACUGCACAUCAAUAUAAAAAAGCUUAUUUAACUUAUCAAAACGUAUUUAUUGCCAAACUUUGCUUUUUUUUGUUAAUUUUGUUCAUAUUUAUCGGGAUGACAAAUCCAUAGAAUAUAUUCUUUUAUGUUAAAUUAUGAUCUUCAUAUUAAUCUUAAAAUUUUGUGACGUGUCUUUUUCCCUUUUUUCCACAGUUUUAAUAUAUUAUUCUUCAACGACAUUUUUUGUAACUUUACACUUUUUUUUUGGUUAUUUUAUUUUAAAAAAAUGAAAAAUUAAUUUAAAAAAAUGCAAAAAA